Mytilus californianus (California mussel) is the source of this 851-nucleotide messenger RNA. RefSeq lists its product as uncharacterized. The transcript is spliced from 5 exons. The record is from RefSeq and is a predicted model, not a curated record. Lineage: Eukaryota; Metazoa; Mollusca; Bivalvia; Mytilida; Mytilidae. Bases 84 to 563 code for a protein of 159 amino acids.
CGAAAGCAUUCUUCCUUUUGGUAACCAUUGCAUUGGAGAUUUCACAGACUGAAGCUACAUGUCACAACAACGAAAUAGGCGAUAUGAUGGAAGGACAAGUGUUGGAUCAUCCUAAUCGGCCAUGUCAAAGAUAUAUUUGCCAGAAUGAUACACUAAUAACAGUAAAUUCGGGCUGUGUAUUCAAUGGUACUUGUUACAGAAUAGAUAGUGAGUGGCAAUCGGGAUGUCAAACAUAUAAAUGUGACGUUAAAUUUAAAAACAAUACUGUAUGGUAUAUAUCGGAGGUAAAAGUGCCACGGUGCGAACAUGGAGAUAAAUGUUUUGAAAAGGGUCAAGAAUGGGUAGAAAAAUGUGGUACUUAUACAUGUAAAGUAGUUUACAGUAACGGCACAUACAUUUGCGAACCAAUUAGAAUACGACAAGAGUGUACGGAUAUUCAUGGUAAUUGUCACGGUUCAGGAGUAUCAUUUCCGUUCAAUUGUACUGGAAUUCCUUGUGACUGCACGUGUGCAACUGAUGAUAAUCCAGUCAGGUAUAGGUGUCAAGUUCCGAAUGUGAAGUAAGUGUUAUCUAGGAAGCGUCAGUGGUUGAAACGUCGGAAUAUUGUGCAACAUUCAAAUCUGUAUUGUGGAAUCUUUGUUUUGAGGAAAAAGCAUCUCUAUACUCCAAAUAUUGAACAAUUUUUGAUACAUACUGAACAGGCUUGUUUAUGAAUAAUCGUAGACACCAUGUACCCUAUGACUUGUUUUAAAAUAUCAUUAAUAGCUAUAUAUUUUUCUAUCGUUAUAUUUUAAAUAAGAUUAUCUUAAUAUAUGUAAACAUUGUUUCAAAUAAAUAUUUGUCUGCAUGAA